AAUUGAAAUUUGAUUCCAUGAGAUAACGUUAUUUUAUUCACCUGAAUCAUUUUAGAUUCAAUUCUCCAUAUGAUCUGUUCAUACGAAUUUCUAUGAUCUUGAACCUGUUUUCCGUGUUGUCUACCUGCAAUGAAAUCUGUCAACAUCCGGAUUGGACGAACUUUAAAAAAGUGAUUUUUGUGAAUGAGUCAUAUCGAUAUUCUCAUCAUUAUCACUAUUCGCAAACAAUUAGUCUCAAUCAACCUCAUACAGAUGUGAAUUGCAGUUUCAUUAAGCUCGAAGACUUCGAAGAUAUGCAAACACCAUUCUCGCUGAAAUAUUUUGGAACUCAAGUUAGUAAAUUUCGUAUUUAUAGUAAUGGUGUUUUAAAUAUAUUUGAAAACAACGAGCCAAUUGGACAAAUCUUAAAUGAGUUAUAUGAUUAUGAGUCAAGGUAUCGUUUGAUUCAGAAGGGAUUAAUCGCUUUCAAAUGGGUUGCUGAUACAAAAUUUAAAAUUACACGUAAGUCAACUAAUAUGAAACCUGCACACUUACAUAUUCACGGAUUGUGAUCACUCAACGUUUGUGAGAUUCAGUUCUCAGAAAAUGGAUAAGUAAAACUCUGUUACUUUUCUAGUAAAUGGGGGUUGAACCGAAUGUAAGUUCCAUUCACCGUUUGGUGGCAUUAAUUGAGACUUGAAACUCAGUUGACACCGACUGAGAAAAAUUUAAUAUGACGUGUAAAAUAUUGAUGUUAAUUGCCUGUUUGAAAACCUGUGCACAGACACAUUUUUGUUUAAAUGCUUCGAUGAAACUUGACGAUAAACCAUUGCUUCGAGAAAAAAGAAUCGUGUUAUAUGUUCGUCACAAAGUCAUUCCUGUGCACAUCAUAUUCAUCUACACUUCCAUUUAUCACAUAGUCAUCUCUAUACAUUAUCUAUUCACAUUGAGAAAGCGUUGAGAUUACGCAUUUAAAUCCAUCAGUCUCUCAUCUACAACAAACCAGGACCAUAGUCAGAGUUAGUUGAUCGAUUUAAGUAUCCAUAUGUUACAUAAACAAUCAGAUUCUCAAGUUCAGUUCGUAAAUAAACGCUAGACAUUUUAUUUCACACGUACUAAUAGUCGAUGGUUUAAAAAAUUAAAGAAACUAUUGCGUACGUGCGAAUAUCUUUGCAGCAUUAGACUUUCAAUAAUUCAAUAAUAAUACGGAUUCAGAAAUUUGGCAUUUUACACUAGUUUGGAAGGAUGCAUGCUCGUUUCAUUCACAUCAAGUUGACUUCAAUGUUUUGAAUGAGAAUCCGACUGAAGAAAACAUUUGACACAACUCAGUAAAUAUCCACUAAAUGUGAUCACGUUGUGAGUGAGCAUAUGCUGUGUUACACCUAUCUUUUAAAAUUCUAAGUAUCUUUAAUCUUUUAUUUGUAGACACUGCACCCAUAGUAACUACUCUGAUAUAUGCAAAUGGGAAGAUAUCUAUCUAUUACGAGAACAUUCUUUCGGAAAUUAACGAAAAUGAGACGAUGGCCGGAAUCCUAGUAAACUUUCAAUGUGACACAGGUAAGACAGAACAUAAGAUAGCUGUUCCUGUAGAAUGGAUCAAAAGUGGCACGUUAGUGGAGUAUGAAUUCAUCGGCACAAUUUGUCCAAUACACAAUUCAAGUGAAGCAUGCCAAAAAGCAACAACGUCGAAAACGACAUGUAUUUGGUGUGAGAAAUGGAACACGUGCAUUGACAGUAAUCAUCAGGAUCAUCAUUUCCUUAAAGUGAAUGGGUGCCAUUUUAAGAAUGCGACCAUUGAAAUAACUCAAGAAAGUGGACAGAACAAAUCACUUUGGUACCUGUAUAUUGUGAUUCCUUCGGUCAUCUUUUUUGCUGUUUGCAUCGGCUACGUAAUUUGGAGAUGGCUGUAUAAAAGACGAAGAUAUAAUGAAUGAUUCUCGAAUAGUAUGACCAAGUGCUUUUUUAUUUCGUAUUCCAUUUAAAAACUUUGGAAUUAAUUAUUCAUUUCAAUGGUUCGGUAAAUUUCUUCACGGAACUAUGUGUAUUUUGUCCUUGUCUACGUAAUAACCGAUGUAAACUUGUUAAUAAAAUACCGGACACGGUUUUUAAUAUUUACGUUUUUGUCUUCAUUCAUUAAAAUCUGACUUGUUUUUCGAGAGUUUGACAACAUCUUGUUCCUGAACUAGUGUUGUGUUUAUUAAUCAUCAAUGUGCACGUUUUGGAAUUUUCGUCAAUAUCACGUCGGACUACUGGAAAUUAUCAUUUGGAAUAUGCGACAGUCAUUAUUGCAAAUUGACCUGUCGGAACACACAUCAU
Messenger RNA from Schistosoma haematobium, 2295 nucleotides. RefSeq lists its product as uncharacterized. The record is from RefSeq and is a predicted model, not a curated record. The transcript is spliced from 9 exons. Bases 93 to 551 code for a protein of 152 amino acids. Lineage: Eukaryota; Metazoa; Platyhelminthes; Trematoda; Strigeidida; Schistosomatidae.